AAUAGACUAAGUUGUUUGGGUUGGUGUUUAAGUUUAUAAUUUUUCGGAACAGGUGUUGGAAUUUAUGCCCAGUAGAUUUCGUGGCAUUUUUCACCAUUUUCGCGAAGCCUGCCCGGUGUUAUUACUAUUAGAGGUACAGUUCUGAUAGGAUUCUUCGCGCAUCAAAUAACACAGUACUUUCGCGUUACGUCGCAGUCGGAUCCGGUUGGAUCCGGACUACCCUCUGUUAAUCUGCGAUGUCCUGGGUUCAAACAUGAGACCUGAGAUCGGCUGUCCUGCCUUAUUCAUUUUUACCAGCCCACCACGAGAGACUGGAGGAGGACCUUAUUUUUGUGCUACCAUGUCAGAUGCAUGGGAAGAAAUUCAGGCCAUUAAAAGUAAACGGAACAGCCUCCGUGAAAAGUUACAAAAAAGGAAGAAGGAGCGACAGGAUAUCCUAAACCAGUCUGGUGGAGCAUUAACAACAGAUGCCAGUCCAUCUCUGUCAAAAACAAAAGUUUUGUCUUCUGAAGGGAGUACAAGUGGAGCACCAUCUCCAGUAACACAAGGUAAAGAUGAAACCGGAGAAGUGGAGCCAGAAGAUGCCAUGAAACCAGACCCAGAGACUGAAAAACAAUUACUACGCUGUCUCAGUGAAGUGUCUCUUACUUUGCCAACAACAUCAAGGGAACUUGCAGCAGCUGUUGGGAAGCAACUGGGGCGCCAUGUCUUUCAUAUUUCAGUGGUCAACCUUCUGCAGAAGUUCAGUACUCAGCAGCUCAUAGUUGUUAAAGAUGGGAGUAAAGAUGGUAAAACGUUCUUAGAAGUGGUGACUGCUGAACAUACAAAACUAGUGGCGAUGGUGAAUGAAGUAGAAGGUGAUGAAGCAAAGCCAGAAGCAAGGGAGGAACAGCCUGCAGAAGAGGGAACUAAAAAGAGAAGAGGAGAAGGGGAAUUAGAAAAUGAGCCUGCUCCCAAGGCCGCGAAGGUCGCCGCUCCUGACAAAGAUGAGAAGAAGAAGGAGAAGAGGGAUCCCAAGGCAACAGAUAUCAUGUCAUUGUUAUCAAUGCCAUCAAUUCGCGAGAAAGAAAACAAGAAAGUUGGUGAAGAGAUACUUGAUUUGCUGAGUAAGCCAACAGCUAAGGAACGAUCACUGGCAGAAAGGUUUCGGUCACAGGGUGGUGCACAGGUGAUGGAGUUCUGUCCACAUGGAACUAAGGUUGAGUGUACCAAGGUGAAUUCUGCUGAGCCAUGUAAGAAAUUACACUUCAAGAAAAUAAUCCAGAAACACACAGAUGAAAGUCUUGGUGACUGCUCAUUCCUGAACACCUGUUUCCACAUGGAUACUUGCAAAUAUGUUCACUAUGAAGUGGAUGGGCCCACAGUGCAGUUUGUGAAAGAAGCUGGCAGCAAUAAAGUGGAGAGCGUGGAGGUGAAAGCACUCGGUCGCACACAGCAGGACAUGACGAUACUGUACCCUCCCCAGUGGGUGCAGUGUGACCUCCGCUACCUUGACAUGACAGUGUUAGGAAAGUUUGCUGUAAUUAUGGCUGACCCUCCUUGGGAUAUCCACAUGGAACUGCCUUAUGGAACCAUGUCUGAUGAUGAAAUGAGACAGCUUGGAAUUCCCACUUUGCAAGAUGAUGGACUUAUAUUCCUCUGGGUGACUGGCAGAGCCAUGGAACUUGGCCGAGAAUGCCUGAAGCUUUGGGGAUAUGAGCGUGUUGAUGAGAUUAUUUGGGUGAAGACCAAUCAGCUGCAGAGGAUUAUUAGAACUGGUAGAACAGGUCAUUGGUUGAACCAUGGGAAGGAACAUUGCCUUGUUGGGAUGAAGGGUAGUCCAGACAACUUGAACAGAGGUCUAGACUGUGAUGUAAUUGUAGCAGAAGUGAGGGCAACUAGUCACAAACCAGACGAAAUCUAUGGGAUCAUUGAGCGUCUUUCACCUGGAACUAGAAAAAUAGAAUUAUUUGGUCGUCCCCACAAUGUUCAACCAAACUGGAUUACACUGGGGAACCAGGUGGAUGGUGUGAGGCUUGUUGAUCCUGAAUUAAUUCAGGCAUUCAGGAAGCGUUAUCCAGAUGGAAAUUGCAUGACCCCACCUAAAUCAUAAAUCUGUUGUAUCUAUCAGUGUGUGAAGAGCAGAAUAAACUCAUGUUUCAAUGUGAAAACACAUCUGUUUUAAAUUUUCUUCAUCUUGUGAAGAAUAAUAUUCUCAAAAUUGAAUCAGUUUGUGUAGCUCCAUCAGGGUCCAGGAAAUGAUGCUUACGUUACUUU
Molecule: messenger RNA, 2256 nt
Organism: Cryptotermes secundus
Lineage: Eukaryota; Metazoa; Arthropoda; Insecta; Blattodea; Kalotermitidae
Gene: Mettl3
Product: N6-adenosine-methyltransferase subunit METTL3
Exons: 13
Coding region: 254-2092 (612 amino acids)
Cellular component (GO): nucleus; RNA N6-methyladenosine methyltransferase complex
Molecular function (GO): mRNA (2'-O-methyladenosine-N6-)-methyltransferase activity; mRNA m(6)A methyltransferase activity
Source: RefSeq, a predicted model, not a curated record